CUUUACUGUUUUUGUUAUCGAUAAGGCGGUUCUUUUGGAUUUUCAAUUUGGCUUUCUGUUUUUUCAACUUCAGUUCAAUUCAUGUUUAGCCUUCGCCGAGUUCGGAACGUUUUCGCGGCAGCGUUUAUCGGCCAAGCUGCUUAAAUUUCUUCUAUCUUCUAAACGGUUAGUUUUUAUUUGUUGGUAAAAAAUAAAAGUAAAAAUAAAACCUAUUUGUGACUUCCUUCCGGUGAUUAUUAAAAAAAAAAAGAAAAACCUUCAACUGACAAAAGCUGACCGUGAAUGCUUAGCAACCUGAUUCCGAUUCCAUUUCCAAACAGAACGCGCCCCGCAUAAGUAAUUGAGUAAUUUCCAUGCCGCUCAGCCGGAAUUUAACAGUUCUCCCUUAUUAUUCGCUCAUCGUAAACUAAAAUUGAAAAAAGAUAAUAACAAAUGGGCCAUUAUCAUUAUCAGCACAAAUUGCGCAUCCGACAAUCAAAGAUAAACAUCCGUAUCAAUGCGAUCCAUUGCUAAAUAUGUGAUAAGCCGAUAAAAGGAGUGUUAGUGCUAAAUAAAUGUGAAGAUAUUUAGUAAUAUAUAGUGUGUUUAUAAUGAGAUAAUAGGAUCUCGAACAUGCCCGGCACCUCGUAUCCCACGAAUAAUGAUAAUUUCAGCAACGGAUUUCCCAUGGCCACCACACAAAGUGAGCGUCUGUUGCAGGCUCAGAAUCGAAGAAAAUUCAGUUUUCCGGCCACCCUGCAUUCCGCAUCACUUUUGGAGGUGGGCGGUGGCCCUAAAGAGACCACCAGGCGGAGAUUGAGCAAUGUAAGCGAUGCUGUGACCCGAAAACUGUCCUAUACGAUUGGCUGGAAGGCAGCACAGAUUCCAGCGCAGGAUAUCAUUACGCAGGGUCGUUGCCUAUGUGGUCACUAUAUCAAGCGACGUCUGAGAAGAUCAGGUUUGUUCAACAAAAAGUUAGGACUGCAGCGCAUUCGUAGCAUUCUUGGUUCCACCUCCAUGGGCAUUGUACGUGAUGUUUUUCCAGCGGUUCAAGUGCUGGGCGAUGAACUGGAGCGUAUGCAUCCGCGUGUUUACAACGGGGUGGCUCGUCAGAUUUGCCGAAAUCCUGGUGGUGAAUUCCAUACUCCGGAUGCUGUAAGUUUGCUUCUAGGAGCUGUCGGUCGUGAGCUCUUCCGGGUGGAGAUCACAUGGAGUAAGGUGAUCUCAUUGUUUGCCAUUGCCGGAGGGCUAUCCGUCGAUUGUGUACGCCAAGGACAUCCGGAAUACCUGCCCAAGUUAAUGGAGAGCGUAUCGGAGGUGAUCGAGGAUGAGCUGGUGCCUUGGAUAAAUGAAAAUGGUGGUUGGAGCGGCAUCAACACUCAUGUUUUACCUACUACCAACAGCCUGAAUCCAUUAGAGUGGACCACUCUGGUUAUAGGCGUAGUGUUUGGCUUAAUUUUAGUUUUUAUGGUUUUGCGAUUUAUAAUUAACAUGAUUAUACCGAAAAUAUACCAACGAUUUACGAACUGAA
This is a messenger RNA of Drosophila eugracilis, 1510 nucleotides long. It is a transcript of the gene Buffy, whose product is annotated as bcl-2-related ovarian killer protein homolog B. Gene Ontology annotation, biological process: intrinsic apoptotic signaling pathway in response to DNA damage; extrinsic apoptotic signaling pathway in absence of ligand; regulation of apoptotic process. Gene Ontology annotation, molecular function: protein heterodimerization activity; protein homodimerization activity. Gene Ontology annotation, cellular component: mitochondrial outer membrane. The coding region runs from base 613 to 1509 and encodes 298 amino acids. The record is from RefSeq and is a predicted model, not a curated record. The transcript is spliced from 5 exons. NCBI's taxonomy places the organism in Eukaryota, Metazoa, Arthropoda, Insecta, Diptera, Drosophilidae.